GUUGGUCUAUUCCAGAAAUACAUUACUUAUGGUUAUAAAUGAAUAUUAAUCAAUCGAAGAAAUCCUUAAAAUUACACAGAUAUUAAGAUCAGAGCUUAAAAUGCCUAAAAAGUGUGAGGGUGGCUUCACGGUCAUGAGUCAAUGUUGAUAUUUGCAACAAUAAAUGAUGAUGUAGCACGCCCUCUAGUGGAUCAUAUCCGUAAGUUGACGCCUUUUACGUGGGGCUGCUGGUGCUUUGCUGCGGUCCGUCAGUGCCUGAUAUCAUCACCGUAUCUGAAGCUGAGACUCACAUUCGGAGCAGACGGUAGGACAUAAAUGCAUAUUUAAUGUUAAUUCCAAACCGUGCAUUUGUAUCGUAAUAAUUUUCAUUCAUUUUGUAAACAUGCAUCGUCACCCCUGCGUCUGGUCUGCGCUUCAUGUUAUGUAAUUGCAUGAGCUGUCACCGGGGAUAGCCUGAUACAGCAGCUCAGUCAUGCAGGUUCAUAUGUGUGUAAUUUCAUAAAGAAGGUUGGUUCCAGCCAGGGACUUAGAAUUGGGUGUGGGUGUCAGUGCGCAUUUUUUGGGUAGGCCCGUAUGGCGCAGUUUAAAGGACCCAUACGUUUUGUGCCAUUUGUGCCUGCGUUUUUGUGCCUGCCUGCCCUGAUGUCGCAGUAUGUUAGAAUUAAGAGGGAUAAAGUUAGGGACCGUGGUUAGUGGACGAAUACCCUUUUGCUUAGGAUACUGCAGUGUAGGCUACACUGAUUACAUUCAUAUUGCACCAUCUUUGUCCUUUGCAGCUUCUCUUUCGUCUAUCCUGACCAUUACUAAGCAUAUUACAGCAUCUUCUAACCGCAUUUACUGCAAAUUCAGCCACUUCCAAAGUAUUGAUUUCUGAUUAAGCAAGGACUAGAAUCAAAUUCAAAGUGCAGGCUCCUCUUGCAGAUAUAAAAGUUAAAAAUGACGCAAUGACAAAAGGUAGUAUAUGAAAUUUAAGAGAUUUAAGUGUGAUUGUAAUUUCUUUCUUAAAUAGACCCAUAGCUCACCUUGACAAAAUCAUAGAAUUGAUUUCAUUAUCUUAAAUAUAUUUUACAGAAUAAGACAUAUUUUACAGAAAUAUUUUCGAUUUGUUCACUGCACCAAAUGGGUCCCUCCUGGUUGUUUUGUAUAUUCCUCUCAGUAUACUAAGCCCUCCACUUACAUGGUUUAAUGGCUCAAGUUCUAUAUACCAGAAUACAAGAGUCAUGAUUGUGUAGUUGCAGGAGUAAUAUUUGUAGUAGUUGUAGUAGUUCCAGUAGUUGUAGUAGUUGUUGUAGACUAGUUGUAGUAGUGGAGAACUGCAUAUCAAAGUUGUUUUCAUUUUCAGAAUACAGAAAAUUGUCAGGUGCUAGAAAACAUGCUACUGAAUCUCUGUGCUCUCUGUGUUCUGCAAACCUAAAUGUAGAAGUAUGGCAGCAGUAGUAGGAGUAGCAGUAAAUUAAUAACUAGUACUUUUGUUUCCUCAAAUAGCACUGAGUGAAGAUGGGGAAGGAGAAGCUUCACAUAAACAUAGUGGUGAUUGGACAUGUGGACUCAGGUAAGUCCACCACCACAGGUCACCUCAUCUACAAGUGCGGAGGCAUCGAUAAAAGGACCAUCGAGAAGUUUGAGAAAGAAGCUGCAGAGAUGGGGAAAGGUUCCUUUAAAUAUGCUUGGGUUUUGGAUAAGCUGAAAGCAGAGCGGGAGCGUGGUAUCACCAUAGACAUUUCCUUGUGGAAGUUUGAGACCAGCAAAUACUAUGUGACCAUCAUCGACGCUCCAGGACACAGAGACUUCAUCAAGAACAUGAUCACUGGCACCUCACAGGCCGACUGUGCCGUGCUCAUAGUGGCUGCAGGCGUGGGAGAGUUUGAAGCUGGAAUCUCCAAAAACGGACAGACACGUGAGCAUGCCCUCUUGGCCUACACUUUGGGUGUGAAGCAACUCAUUGUGGGAAUCAACAAAAUGGACUCCACCGAACCCAACUACAGCCAGAAACGUUAUGAGGAGAUAGUGAAAGAAGUCAGUACUUAUAUUAAGAAGAUUGGCUACAACCCCGACACAGUGGCCUUUGUGCCAAUCUCUGGUUGGAACGGGGACAACAUGCUGGAGCCAAGCCCAAAUAUGACCUGGUUCAAAGGCUGGAAGAUUAACCGCAAAGAUGGAAACGCGUCAGGCACCACCCUGCUGGAGGCUCUAGACGCCAUCCAGCCCCCCACACGCCCCACAGACAAGCCCCUGCGCCUGCCACUACAGGAUGUGUACAAGAUCGGAGGUAUUGGGACAGUGCCAGUAGGUCGUGUGGAGACGGGGAUCCUGAAGCCAGGCAUGGUGGUGACUUUUGCCCCUGUGAACGUGACCACGGAGGUGAAGUCUGUGGAGAUGCACCACGAGGCUCUGACCGAGGCGCUGCCCGGAGACAACGUGGGCUUCAAUGUUAAGAAUGUGUCCGUCAAAGAUAUUCGCCGUGGCAACGUGGCCGGAGACAGCAGAAAUGACCCACCACAAGAGGCUGCUAGCUUCACCUCUCAGGUGAUCAUCCUGAACCACCCGGGUCAGAUCAGUGCAGGUUACGCCCCUGUGUUGGACUGCCACACCGCUCACAUCGCCUGUAAGUUUGCUGAGCUCAAAGAGAAGAUUGACCGUCGCUCGGGCAAGAAGCUGGAAGACAAUCCCAAGUCCCUGAAGUCUGGAGAUGCUGCCAUUGUGGACAUGAUCCCUGGAAAGCCCAUGUGUGUGGAGAGCUUCUCUGAGUACCCUCCACUAGGUCGUUUUGCCGUGCGAGACAUGCGUCAGACCGUGGCUGUGGGCGUCAUUAAAGGAGUGGAGAAGAAAGCUCCCACCAGCGGAAAGGUUACCAAGUCUGCUCAGAAGGCUCAGAAGACCAAAUGAAUGUUGUGCUGGGCUGUUGCCCCUGACAACCGCGACCAACGGCACUCUAGCUAUCUGCCCCUGUUAGCGUCCAUCAUCAGUGUCUGGUCUAUUAUCACAAUGCAUCGCAAAAGCCGCAGAAGGAAAAACAUUCAUACCUCCACUAUAGUGACUAACACAGUGUCCAGUGUAUGUUUUGUUGUCACUCUGGCAAUGCUAUCUAGCUUCCAUGCUGUAUUCUGUAUUUUAAGUGAGGACUACAAUAUUAAAUAAGUUUAGAUUGCUUGAAUUAAGAAAGUUUAUUUUGAUUUCAGUAGAAUAGAAAUAUGCAAAAGAUGCAUUUUCACAUGGGAUCAAUAAAGUAAAAAACAUAUACCUUAAAUUAUACAUAAAUUAAAAAUAUCUUGUAAUUUUUGUUAUUUUUUACUUUAAAACAUAUUGCUCAUGAAUUUAAAAAAAUAGUUCUAUAGAAAUUCAAGAUUCUUAAUUCAAGCAAUUUAUAUGAGGUCCUUGUUUUGAGGUAAUUGUAGUGAUAUACUGCUCAUAGACUUAGCUUGUACAAUUGUAGCUGUUGCUCAAGUUAUGAUGCUGGGAUGUUUAUGUUUGUUGAAGUAAUGCUCCGUGUUGUAGCUUUAAUAGAUAAUUGUGGACUAUAGGCACUGGUGAACUGGCUGCUUGCAUGUUCCCUUAGCACUUUAGAAGCUUCAGAGUAGUGAGGAUCUGAAGUCUUCAUGCAUAGAGCACUUUGCUUGGUCUGAGCUCCCUGCAGUAGCAAUGUUCAGUGUUAGAUACUGUUCCGUUC
This is a messenger RNA of Boleophthalmus pectinirostris (great blue-spotted mudskipper), 3667 nucleotides long. Its product is annotated as elongation factor 1-alpha 1. The transcript has 7 exons. The record is from RefSeq and is a predicted model, not a curated record. The coding region runs from base 1498 to 2886 and encodes 462 amino acids. Lineage: Eukaryota; Metazoa; Chordata; Actinopteri; Gobiiformes; Gobiidae. Gene Ontology annotation, biological process: translational elongation; translation. Gene Ontology annotation, molecular function: translation elongation factor activity; GTPase activity; GTP binding.